Pantherophis guttatus is the source of this 1231-nucleotide messenger RNA. RefSeq names its product mitochondrial calcium uniporter regulator 1 (gene MCUR1). Gene Ontology annotation, cellular component: mitochondrion; mitochondrial inner membrane. The record is from RefSeq and is a predicted model, not a curated record. NCBI's taxonomy places the organism in Eukaryota, Metazoa, Chordata, Lepidosauria, Squamata, Colubridae. Gene Ontology annotation, biological process: calcium import into the mitochondrion; positive regulation of mitochondrial calcium ion concentration.
GGCGCAUGCGUCGUGCGCACCGAGCCGGGACCCGUACAUGCCGGAAUUGAGCAAACUUGGCUUAAUUGAGCGCUUUAUCUAGAGAGAGGCACCUUCGCGUCGACCUCCGGCCGCGAAGAGAGCAAAAAGCAACGGCUCCGUGGCGUCGUUCAAAGCGAAAAGCAGGGAUGGUCAGAAGCUUGGCCGCUGCCGCCAUUGUGGGGAACGGGCAAAAAGGCUUUCUCCUCGUUCAGGGAGAACCCGCCGUCCUUCUCGGCGUCGCGCGCUCCGCUUUCCCCGUUGGUUGCCUAGGAGAUCGGAAGCGGGCGAGCGGCCCCGCGAGGAGGGCUUUCGGAGCGCGCGCGCGGCCGGCGGCGGGAGUCAGCCCGGGCGGGCGGCCGUGCUCUGAGGCGCGCGCCCCCUCCUUGUCGCGUGCCGAAGGAUUCCCUUCGCCUGCGUUGGGGAUCCGCUUCCUCAGCCUGAGCGGGAGUCGCUGCCGAGCGGUGGAAGGACGAGCUCUGCAGUUUGAAAACAACAAAAGUAGAUGUUCACCAUUGGGAAGUAGAACACUUUAUUUUGAUACCCAUGCCUUUGUGUGCCUCUUGGAAGAAAAUGGAUUCACCACUCAGCAGUCUGAGAUCAUUGUGUCUGCUAUAAUGAACAUUAUGAAAAACAAUAUGGAUAUGAUACACAAAGACAUGGUCACCAAAAUGCAACAGGAAAUUGCUGUUCAGCAGAUAAUGUCUCACAUUGGUGUUGUAAAAAAGGAUAUGAUUAUUUUGGAAAAGAGUGAAUUUUCAGCACUCCGAGCAGAAAAUGAGAAAAUAAAACUUGAACUUCAGCAGCUAAAAAAGCAAGUAACGGAUGAAACUUCCAAAGUGCGAACAGAUAGCAAGUUAGAUUUCAAUCUAGAAAAAAGCAGAGUAAAAGAAUUGUAUUCACUGAAUGAUAGAAAAGUAUUGAAAAUGAGAACAGAAAUAGUGGAAUUGCAUGCCCAGCAAGAUCGAGCUUUAACACAGACUUAUAGAAAAAUAGAUACUGAAGUUGCAGGUCUGAAAACAAUGCUUGAAUCACACAAACUUGACAAUAUCAAAUAUUUAGCUGGUUCAGUAUUUACAUGCCUUACAGUAGCACUCGGAUUUUACCGUUUAUGGAUAUAAUGAAACAUUAUUUUCAAUGAUCUUGUAUUAGCUUGCCAUAAGAAAUAACAUGUUAUUUCCAUCUGAAAUAAUGAUUUUUUUCAGAGAGUGUA